This is a messenger RNA of Closterium sp. Naga37s-1, 1347 nucleotides long. The record is from the annotation of a GenBank genome assembly. Lineage: Eukaryota; Viridiplantae; Streptophyta; Zygnematophyceae; Desmidiales; Closteriaceae.
AUGGUGAACCUCAAUUCCCCUCACAUCGUCCUCCCCGUUGACGCACCGUCGCCCCCGCUUCCUCUGUUUCCCCGUCGCCAUUGCCCUCCCGUCGCCCUUACCCCUCUCCCCUCCCGUCGCUUCCUCGUCAACGUCGUCGAGCCUCAUUCCGACGCUUUUUUCACCACUCCGACCACCCUCUUUUUCCGUUGUCGUGUCCCCACCACUCCCCACUCUCCUGACAGGCGCGCCCACGCUUCAUCCCACCCUCGCCCACGCUUCACCCCACCCUCGCCCAGGGUUCCCCCCACCGUCUCCCAUGCUUCCCCCCACCGUCUCCCAUGCUUCCCCCCACCGUCUCCCAUGCUUCCCCCCACCGUCUCCCAUGCUUCCCCCCACCGUCUCCCAUGCUUCCCCCCACCGUCUCCCAUGCUUCCCCCCACCGUCUCCCAUGCUUCCCCCCACCGUCUCCCAUGCUUCCCCCCACCGUCUCCCAUGCUUCCCCCCACCGUCUCCCAUGCUUCCCCCCACCGUCUCCCAUGCUUCCCCCCACCCUCGCCCACGCUUCACCCCACCCUCGCCCAGGGUUCCCCCCACCGUCUCCCAUGCUUCCCCCCACCGUCUCCCAUGCUUCCCCCCACCGUCUCCCAUGCUUCCCCCCACCGUCUCCCAUGCUUCCCCCCACCCUCGCCCACGCUUCACCCCACCCUCGCCCAGGGUUCCCCCCACCGUCUCCCAUGCUUCCCCCCACCGUCUCCCAUGCUUCCCCCCACCGUCUCCCAUGCUUCCCCCCACCGUCUCCCACGCUUCCCCCCACCGUCGCCCACGUUUCCCCCCACCCUCGCCCACGCUUCCCCCCACCAUCGCCCACGUUUCCCCCCACCCUCUCAUCCGCCCUUCAUCUCAUCCUCCCGUCCUCACAUCCUCGUUUCCUCUCAUCCUCCCGUCCUCUCAUCCUCCUUUCCUCUCAUCCUCCUUUCCUCUCAUCCUCCCUUCCUCUCAUCCUCCCUUCGUCUCAUCUUCCUUUCCUCUCACCCACCCUUCCUAUCACCCACUCUUCCUCUCAUCCCCCCAUUCGCCCCACCGUCGCCCACGCUUCCCCCCACCCUCGCCCACGCUUCCCCUAGACGGGACAGGGGAGUGGGGGAGGCGGGGCAGGGGGGGCAGGGGAGGCGGGGGGUACCGUCCGCCCUUCCACUCUCCAUUCAGCCCUUUCUCCAAGCCUCUCUCCACCCUACCACUCUCCCACCCACUCUGUCUUUCAUCCUCCUGCCCCUCCACCCUGCCGCCCUUUUUUUCAAGCUGCCACUUUCCGAUCUUCCUGUCGGCCGCCUUUUCUGUCCGACCCACUUGCUACACCCUACUUGA